Messenger RNA from Dentiscutata heterogama, 339 nucleotides. The record is from the annotation of a GenBank genome assembly. Lineage: Eukaryota; Fungi; Glomeromycota; Glomeromycetes; Diversisporales; Gigasporaceae.
AUGGCAAAGAAAUGUCAGGAUAAAAAACUUAGAGAAACAGUUAGUCCCUAUUUUCAAAACAUAUCAAAACUACCACAGCAAAUAGAGACUGUUUCUAAAUAUUUUCUGUCCAAAAAAAGGUGUAUCAAUAAUAAAAAUGUAUUCAAAAAAGUAAAGGAUAAUAAGGUUCAUGUAAAUGAGCCUACGGUGAAACAAACGUCCAAAAAGGUGAAAUUAUCUUCUUCGAUGGAUUUGGAUGUGCUCGCGGAAAGAAAAAUUACUCCGUUUGUACCAAAAUAUACUCCGAUGCCUUCUCCUUUUAAUCUUGUCCAAGAAUCAUUGUAUUAUGAUCCUUGGAAG